This is a messenger RNA of Rhipicephalus microplus (southern cattle tick), 1245 nucleotides long. RefSeq names its product dystrobrevin binding protein dysbindin (gene Dysb). Lineage: Eukaryota; Metazoa; Arthropoda; Arachnida; Ixodida; Ixodidae. The record is from RefSeq and is a predicted model, not a curated record. Gene Ontology annotation, cellular component: cytoplasm. Gene Ontology annotation, biological process: negative regulation of protein kinase activity.
GACCCGCCGCCGCGGCGGCUAGCCGUCAAGCAGCUGCAGUACGCUGUGGUGGACUUCGUGCUGUCCGUGUGAUUGCUGUGAUUUUUUUUUUUUUUCGAUCUUCUGUGCACAUGCUAUCCUGAACAGCAACGCAUUCCUACGUUCCUCUGGUUCUCCUAUUUAUAAUGUUGGAGAACUUGAGAGACAAGUUGCACAGCGUUCAGCAAGACUUCAGUUUCAGUCUCCGAAACCUUAGCCUCGGUGAUACUUCACUGCCAAAAUCACAGCAGGACUGCGAAAAGAGGCUUCUAGGUGCUGGAGCUGAUUUAUUACAUUACUACCAGUCAAAGUGGGAAGAGUUGCACAGCCAAAAUGAAGGCAACGCCAAGAGAGCAGAAGAGGUAGAUGUCCUGAUUGCAGGGCUACAGUCCUACUGCCAUCAGCAGUUGGUCAGCAUGCAGCAGCUGAACUUACAGUUGGCACAGCUGCCUAAGCUACAGCAGGGUGUCCAGGACCUUAUGAACACCAUAGGAGAGUUGGAAGGCAUGUUUGAGGAGGUUGAACUUCGCCUGGUAAGCCUUGAGGAUGUCAUUGAGACACAAGCUCUGCAAGAGAAGCAGCUUGACGAAAGGUUCAAGCUUGCACUGUAUGGAGAAAGAAAGAAAGGACAUUUUGAAAGCCUUAAAGAUAAACUGGAGGACGACCACCAAACGCUGCUUCGACAGCUGGAAGAACAAGAGCGAGAAGUGCUUCGGGAAAGGCAAGAGACCUUUGGAGAAGUGUUUCGCAGAGAUCUUGAAGCAUACAAAGAACAAGGGACACUGCACCGAAUUGAAGCUGUGCACGGCGCACAAGUUGACUUGGAAGACAUUGACCUGGAAGGGAAUGAUGAAGAGCGCGAAGCGCUGAACGAGUUUUUGGCUGAUGUAAUCUCUACCACAGAUGGAUCAGUAACAGUGGAGGACAGCAUUGAAGAAGUAGCAGCACAGUAGCAGUGGUGGAAUCUUUCAUUUUUUUACAUGUUGAUGACAUUUGAUUACAUAAGCCGCCUGUUUGAAUUAUACAAAAGAGCCAUGGAUGCAGAACAAAAGAUGGUGCAGCUUUUAACCGUGAUGUUAUGUUUACAUGCUGGGACUUCUUACGCAGUUUCAUUCCUCUAGUCCAUGCACUAAGCCCGAUUUGCCUGCAUGCGCUUAAAGAGAUAUAUAAUGUAAUAUACAGACCACUGUGCUGCAGUGUAAAAGAAAAAUAAAUAAAUAAAAUGUG